Melanaphis sacchari is the source of this 918-nucleotide messenger RNA. RefSeq names its product cyclin-dependent kinase 2-interacting protein-like. Bases 263 to 883 code for a protein of 206 amino acids. The transcript is spliced from 5 exons. Lineage: Eukaryota; Metazoa; Arthropoda; Insecta; Hemiptera; Aphididae. The record is from RefSeq and is a predicted model, not a curated record.
GGCUUAAAUAUUGUUAUUUGAAAAUUUUGAUCAUAUUAUUAUAUAUUAUUAUUAUUUUUAUUUGUUUAUUUAAUUGACUGUUAUACGAGUGUUUGCUGUUUCGUAUAAAACUGUAAUUAUUAGUCAUUAAUUCUCGUGCAAAAGUAUUGCUAAAAAGUAAAUUACUAUUAACUAAAAGCGAGUAGAAAUCAAGCUACUACAAACUGAACAGUGUUAAUGCUAUUGUAUAAAAAAAUCAAUUUGUGUAUAGCUUCAUCAUAUAAUGUCAGAUUCGCCGAGGCCUAAAGGAUUGAAUACUUCAAAUGCUGGGAAGUCCUCCCCAGCUCGAGAAGUGGAUGUUUACUCUGGUCGGCCUGCUCAAGGGCAUAGUGGUAAUCUGACUGGCAAUCGUCGCAUAUUGAAAGAUACCGCAGCAGAUAUCUUCAAUCGUAUGCAGCAAUGGAAAGUUUAUCAAGAUAGAGGAUGUGUUUUAAUAUCAAAUAUAUUCAAUUUGAGAAUGGAAACGUCAGGCAUACAAUUUCCAGAUCAACUUGGUAGUUUAGUAAAGGAGCUAAAAAAAUUAUGUGAGCAAAUGUUUGAUAUUGUGGAAGGACUCAAAAUUAAAUUAAGGAAUCUUAUAGCCAUAUCAGUUUUAGAAAAAGGCAAUACGACUCCUCUUUUCAUAUCAUGGACAACAGAACAUUUUUGCAAAGUAACUGAGAAAAUAUUAAUAGCUUAUCAAAAAGAGCAAAAACUUCAUCAAAGUCUUUUAUUGAGAAUAGCAGACAGCUUAGAUCCUGAUAAUCUGUUAUUUUAUCUUUCAUGUUGGACAUAUCAACCAUAUUUAGAUCAUACCAUUGAAAAAGAAUUGCAUUGUAUGAUUAAAGAGACUAGACAUGUAUGAGUUAGUUUAACAAUAAAUUAAGCUAAAAUAGUUAA